UACAGCCAGGCGGCAUUCGGAAGAGACGUUCAUGGACGUCUUCCACGCCGAGGCGGCUCCCGGAGCGCUAGUGUGUGUUAGCAGAGAAUAAUCAACGUUUAAAAAGAAAAUAACAACACAGCCAUGUUGGAUUUUUUUUAAGGAGCAAGAGCUAGCUUCGCGGCUAUAUAAGAAUCCCCUCGCGCGUGGACUCGAGAACCAAAUAUGACGUCCAAAAUGUCCAGAUUAAAUGUACAAGAUGGUGAACUGGUCGUUAUUAACGCAUCAAAUGCCGUAAAACAGCGAGCACUUUCGCAACGUAUCCACGACGAGACGGCUGCCAUUACUGUCUUCUCCUACAGCGGUGAAACACACUGCUAAUAUCCUUCCGCGUUUUCGCUCCUUAGAGGGGGAGGGGGAUUUGGAAAAAAACACCCACAUUUUAGUCAAAGUCCACCAUUAAAAAUAACAUUAACACACACGCGAUUGUGACAUGUGCGUAUAGUUAUUUUUCAGUGGUUGCUUGCGGUGUUUAGUGAUCUGAGCCGUUUCAUGCGCACUAGACUUGGCGCCGAGCGGAGGAGCACGUCAAGUGGAGCCGGGCCUGUUUUCUGUGGUGUUGAAUGGAGGCAGCCUCUUCCUGGUGGAUAAACAGUGACAGCUACAGGGCAGCUACCGACACCGAGCGGCCCGGCUCCGGCGCUGCUGCCCUCCUCGACAAAACAUGGCUUCGGAUAGUCAUCACAUGGCACGGCUAACUUCUGAGCUCUACUUCCUAAUCGCCCGCUUUCUGGAGGCAGGGCCGUGCCAAAAAGCAGCCCAGACGCUGAUAAGGGAGGUGGAGGAUCAGGAGCUGCUGCCCAAAAGGCUGGACUGGACCGGGCAGGACCACCCCGGGACAUAUGACAAUUUGGUGAAGCUUCACCAGCACAUCACUCCAGACCACCUGCUGCAGGUGUGCUCCAGAGUGUGUCCUCUGCUCGAGCGGGAUGUCCCGGCCAGCAUUCCGGGACUUACCAGCCUGCUUGGGGCCGGAAGACAGAAUCUUCUCCGCACCAAUAAGAGUUGCAAACAUGUAGUAUGGAAGGCUUCAGCACUGGCUGCACUUCACUGUGGACGACCACCAGAGCCCCCCAUCAUCUAUGGGAGCCCACCUAACAUCGUGGAGACAUGUCACGGCCGUCGACUGAACGGCUCCUACCGCCUGCAGCAGUUGGUGCCAACCGCUGUCUACCAGCACAUGAAGAUGCACAAGAGGAUCCUGGGACACCUGUCGUCCGUCUACUGCGUCACCUUCGACAGAACGGGACGCCGCAUAUUCACUGGCUCCGAUGAUUGUCUGGUGAAGAUCUGGGGGACAGAUGACGGGCGUCUGCUGGCGACGCUCCGGGGCCACGCCGCCGAGAUCUCCGACAUGGCGGUCAGCUACGAAAACACAAUGAUCGCCGCUGGAUCCUGUGACAAAACCAUCCGAGUGUGGUGCUUGCAGACGUGCGCGCCUUUGGCCGUCCUGGAGGGCCAUGCGGCGUCCAUCACCUCGCUGCAGUUUUCUCCUUUGUGUAGCGGCUCCAAGCGCUACCUGUCCUCCACGGGUGCUGAUGGCACCAUCUGUUUCUGGCAGUGGGAUGCACGCACACUCAAGUUUGGUCAGAGGCCCAGUAAAUUCACAGAGCGUUCCAGACCCGGCGUCCAGAUGAUGUGCUCGUCCUUCAGUGCAGGUGGAAUGUUCCUGGCCACGGGAAGCACUGACCACAUUAUCAGGGUCUACUACUUUGGUUCAGGACAACCCGAGAAGAUCUCAGAGCUGGAGUCCCAUACAGACAAAGUUGACAGCAUCCAGUUUUCACACUGCAGUGACCGGUUUGUGAGUGGCAGUCGGGAUGGCACAGCGCGAAUUUGGCAGCUGCAUCCGCAGGGCUGGAGGAGCAUUCUGCUGGACAUGCAGACCAAAUUGCCAGGGAAGUACAACCCACCUCCGCUGGAAGACAAGGUGACCAAGCUGAAAGUCACCAUGGUGGCGUGGGAUUGCCACGACGGUACGGUGAUAACGGCAGCCAACAAUUUGACACUGAAGGUGUGGAAUUCCAUCAGCGGAAACCUUGUCCACAUCUUGAUGGGUCACGAGGACGAGGUGUUUGUCCUGGAGCCGCACCCCUUUGAUCCCAGGAUCCUUUUCUCAGCGGGGCAUGACGGGAAUUGCAUCGUGUGGGACCUGGCCAGAGGAGUCAAGAUACGCUCCUAUUUCAACAUGAUUGAGGGGCAAGGGCAUGGGGCGUUGUUUGACUGCAAGUGUAGUCCAGACGGCCAACAUUUUUCCGCCACCGAUUCCCAUGGUCACUUGCUAAUUUUUGGCUUUGGCUCCAGCAGCAAGUACGACAAGAUCGCUGACCAGAUGUUCUUCCACACCGACUACCGUCCACUGAUUCGCGACGCCAACAACUACGUAUUGGACGAGCAGACUCAGCAGGCACCCCACCUCAUGCCCCCUCCCUUCUUGGUAGACGUGGACGGUAACCCCCACCCACCGAGAUAUCAGCGACUGGUGCCCGGCAGGGAGGGCUGUAGGGAUGAGCAGCUCAUACCGCAGAUGGGUGUUACCUCCUCAGGUCUUAACCAAGUGGUCAGUGAGCAGGCGGCGGACAGUCCCAGUCCCCUGGACACCAUGAUCCAGAGACUGCAGCAGGAACAGGACCAAAGACGAGUCUCCAAUGAGACACCUGCUCUUGCUGCUCAAGCGCCAGCUGCUGCUACUGCAAGCACCCGAGUCAGCAGAGGGUCGGUUGGUUCUCCAACAGAAGUCCACUCUCCGCCCAACGUGGGCCUCCGUCGCAGCGGGCAGAUUGAAGGCGUCCGCCAAAUGCACAGCAACGCCCCUCGCAGCCAGAUGGCCACCGAGGGAGACCUGGUGGCCUGGAGCCGCAGGGUGCUGGUGCCCGAGCUGGAGGACGCUUCUGUCAGGAGACAGGUCAACUGGCGAGAGGCUAAAGGGGAGGAAGAGAUUAAUAUUUACCAGUUGGAGCGCCGGAGACGCACAAUCCACUCUCUACCUAAGGAGAGCAGAGCUAAUCCCACAUCAGAGUCUGUAGCUGACGAGGGGAGACGGAGUCAGGGUAACCAUGGUUACCAGACCCGGGCUGCCAUGGAGGAGACAAGCCGCCAGAGCGCAGAGGCUGCUGACGAUGACGAGAGCGCCUCUGAGGGCGAAGGUGCGGAGGUGCGGCAGAUAAACGGACAUUCGUCAGAGGAAGAGAAGGAAAAGGACGGAGAAGAAAAAGAGCCAUGGCCAGAUGAUCACAGCAGUUCAAGCGACUACUCCAGCGAUUAUUCAGACUGGACAGCGGACGCCGGCAUCAACCUUGAGCCGCCUAAGAAGAGCGUAAAAGUGAAGAAGAAGAGUAGCAGUUCCGAGGAGGACAGCGACAAGAAGAGGGACCCCAAGAAGGAACGCAAAAAAGACAAAGCCGACAAGGACGGCUCCUCACCAAAAAAGAAGCCAAAGGAGAAGAGAAAGAGGGCGGAGCUUCAGGAGCAAGGACUGACCUUGGAAGAGUGGCUCCCCUCUUCCUGGAUCACAGACUUACUCCCCCGCAGGUGUCCUUAUAUUCCCCAGAUGGGAGAUGAGUUGUACUACUUCCGCCAAGGCCACGAGGCUUAUGUGGAGAUGGCCAAACAGAAGAAGAUUUACUGUAUCAACCCUAAAAAGCAACCCUGGCAUAAGAUGGAGAUGCGGGAGCAAGAGCUGAUGAAGAUUGUCGGUAUUAAGUAUGAGGUAGGCUUACCUACGCUGUGCUGCCUUAAGCUCGCCUUCCUUGACCCGGACACCGGGAAACUUACCGGAGGAUCCUUCUCUAUAAAGUACCAUGACAUGCCGGAUGUCAUUGACUUCCUGGUGUUGCGUCAGCAGUUUGACAACGCCCGGAAGAGGCAGUGGAGUAUAGGUGACAGGUUUCGCUCUGUGAUCGACGACGCCUGGUGGUUCGGGACCAUCGAGAGUCAGGAACCGUAUCAGUCACAGUACCACGACAGUCUGUUUCUCUGCUACAGUGUCUGUUGGGAUAACGGAGACACCGAAAGGAUGAGCCCGUGGGACAUGGAGCUCAUUCCUGAUGAAGCCUCCUUCCCAGACGAGCUGGGCACGAGUGUCCCGCUCACCGAGGAGGAGCAUCGGGAGCUCCUGUACGUGCCACUAGAUGGUGAGUGGGGCUGCCACACGCGCGCAGAGGAGUGCGAGCGCGUCAUCAAUGCCAUCGACCAGCUCUGCACCCUGGACAUUGCGGCGCCAUUUGCUUUUCCUGUGGACCUGCAAGCUUACCCCACGUACUGCACGGUGGUGGCUUACGUCACUGACCUCAGCACCAUACGCCAAAGGCUCGUCAACCGCUUCUACAGACGAGUGUCGUCUCUGAUGUGGGAGGUCCGUUACAUCGAGCACAAUGCCCAGACGUUUAACGAGCCGGGGUCCUUCAUCGUCACCACAGCCAAGUUUGUCUCUGACCUCAUGCUGCAGUUCAUUAAGGACCAAAGUCUGACAGACCUUAUGCCACUCUACAAAAGCAUGAAGAAGGCCACCUUCUCCGACUCCGAAGACGAGGAUGAGGAAGAGGUGGAUGAAGAUAAUACCAUACCUGGAACCUCUGCACAAAACCACAAGGGGAGGCGGCCGAUGCAACGCCAGCUUCGGACCCGGCCACACGCGUAUAACCCGCAAGCGUGGCGAGGACGCUGCAAGGAGCUUCUGGACCUUAUCUUUCAAUGCGAAGACUCGGAACCCUUCAGAGAACCUGUGGACCUGCAGGAAUACACGGAUUACCUCCAAAUCGUGGACUCGCCUAUGGACUUUGGCACUGUCCUCAACACGCUAGUUGAAGGAAAGUACCAGUCGCCUAUUGAGCUCUGCAAAGAUGUCCGCCUUAUUUUCAGCAACUCCAAAGCGUACACGCCUAGCAAGAAGUCAAGGAUCUACAGCAUGAGUCUGAGGCUCUCUGCGCUCUUUGAGGAGCAUGUGAGCUCCAUCUUGGCGGACUACAAGGCCAUCCACGGCCUAUCAGACAAACUGACUCGACGGUCGGCCGAGCGCCAGAACCGGCAGGCGACCGACCGGCCCACGCGGCACAACGUGAAGAGGCGGCGCCGCAGUGAGUCUCCCACCAGUAGCACAGCAUCAAGCCCUGAGAGGAAGAGGCGGGUCUCGUCUCGCGUGAUGAGCCGACGGGAGCCGUCGCCUCCCUUGCGGCCCCUCUCACUGAGACAAAACCUCCCCGUGAAGCCGACGCCGCAACUACUCAACGGUAAGACGGACACGCAGACAGCGGGGCGCACACGCAGCGCCGCACGCCACCUUACACACUCGCCGCUGUCGUCGCACAACGUCACUGGCCAAACGGCGAGUGCUGCAGAGUCGACACGCUUGUUGCGGACUCAUAACUCAGUCUCUGCCUCCUCGCCACUGGCUGCUGAGAGGACAGUGCCUAUUACUCCUGCUGUGGACAGCAGCGUUGGGGGAAGCACCAGGCGGAAACUGAGGACGCCUGUGAGACGUAUGUCAGGCUCCCCUGAAAGCCCCCCCUCCCAGAGUACAGCCCACCUAAACGGCCACAGUCGCCACCCGAGCGCCAGCACUGGAAGGAAGAACCGUAAAUCCAGAACGGAGCCACAGGAGAGUCCUCCAGCAAGCCCCUCUCGGCCGCGAGGUCGCCCCCCAAGCAAGAAAGGCAAGAGGAGCAAGGUGGAACCUGACGACGGUGACAAGAGCGUCCACUACACAGGCUCCAACCUCGAUGAUGAACUGGAACAAUCCACAGGCGACGAAGGCGGGACAUCAUCAGCGCAGGAGACAUCCGUCCUGUCAGACUCUGGCGCCGCAUCCACUCCCAGGAGGCGUGGCCGCCCACGAGUGGUCAGGACUGAAGAGGCAUCUCCACCCCCUCUUCCUCCCCCUCCCCCUCCCCUUCCACCACCUCCUCCUCCUCCUCCUCCAGAAGAGUCCCCUGAGCCGUCGCUGAGGAGGAGCAGCAGGCGAGCGCAUGACGAUGUCACUUCUCCUCCUCGGACCCAAAAAGGCACUCGGAGGGAGGACGAGGAGGCGGCGGCAGAGGGGGAGAAUGAUGAUGAUGAGGAAGGGGCAGCAGGCUCCAUGCGUACGCGUAACCAAGGGCGACGCUCGGCGUGGUACAUGGAAGAGGACUCUGAGGAGGAGCAGAGGCAGCUGCUCUUUGAAGACUCGUCCAUCACUUUCGGGACCUCCUCCAAAGGACGUGUACGCAAGCUGACCGAGAAGGCAAAGGCCAACCUGAUUGGCUGGUAGCGCACACGCUCGUUAGCCAGCAGCUGCUAAUCCCUCAACACCCCCCACCUCCAACCCCCACUCCUCAUAUAUUGGUCCAUGUUGGAUCCCCCUCCCCCAAGCUGCCUCCUUGUCCAUCAGACCUUAACCACCUUUGAGGUGAAGCUCAAGUUAAGUACUUGAAAGAAAAGACGCCAGGCGCGCUUGUUUUAUGGAACUUUUGUUGGUGGGUGGAGUCAAAGACACCCACUUCAGUUGAGAGCCUCGGCCCCUCCUUCCUCGCUUUUAUACACGCCUUCUCACCUUUUCGCUUUUCUAAAAAUUUUUAUGUGAUGCUCAUUCCUCCUAUGGAAGUCUUACUUGCACGUGUGUGUGUGCGUGUGUGCGUGCGUGCGUGCGUGUGUGUGUGUGUGUGUGUGUGUGUGGGCGUGUGGCAUCAUUGUCCAAUGAAUAACAUUUACUUUAUCGAAUUAACCUUUUUUGCAAAAAAAUAAUUAUACUGUACCGCAGCAGGUCUCCAAGGUGAACAGCCUCUGGCAUGUUAGAACAAUGUCCAUACAAUACAGGCCAAAAGUUUGGACACAGCUCAUUUCAAUACGUUUUCUUUAUUUUCAUGACUAUUUACCUUGUAGAUUGUCACUGAAGGCAUCAACACUAUGACACCUGUGAAGUGAAAACCCUUUCAGGUGACUACCUCUUGAAGCUCAUCAAGAGAAUACCAAGAGUGUGCAAAGCAGUAUUUAGAGCAAAGGGUGGCUAUUUUGAAGAAACUAGACUAUGAAACAUGUUUUCAGUUAUUUCACCAUUUUUUUGUUAAGUACAUAACUCCACAUGUGUUCAUUCAUAGUUUUGAUGCCUUCAGUGACAAUCUACAAUGUAAAUAGUCAUGAAAAUAAAGAAAACACAUUGAAUGAGAAGGUGUGUCCAAACUUUUGGCCUGUACUGUAUGUGUAUAUAUGUGUGUGUGUGUGUGUGUGUGUGUGUGUGUGUGUUUGUAUGUAUAUAUAUAUAUAUAUA
Nerophis lumbriciformis (worm pipefish) is the source of this 7279-nucleotide messenger RNA. RefSeq names its product pleckstrin homology domain interacting protein (gene phip). Gene Ontology annotation, cellular component: nucleus. Gene Ontology annotation, molecular function: protein binding. The record is from RefSeq and is a predicted model, not a curated record. Lineage: Eukaryota; Metazoa; Chordata; Actinopteri; Syngnathiformes; Syngnathidae. Gene Ontology annotation, biological process: regulation of cell shape; regulation of transcription by RNA polymerase II; cytoskeleton organization.